Molecule: messenger RNA, 3619 nt
Organism: Hypoxylon trugodes
Lineage: Eukaryota; Fungi; Ascomycota; Sordariomycetes; Xylariales; Hypoxylaceae
Product: glycine dehydrogenase
Exons: 2
Coding region: 180-3386 (1068 amino acids)
Biological process (GO): glycine decarboxylation via glycine cleavage system
Cellular component (GO): glycine cleavage complex; mitochondrion
Molecular function (GO): glycine dehydrogenase (decarboxylating) activity; pyridoxal phosphate binding; glycine binding
Source: RefSeq, a predicted model, not a curated record
UUAUCUCACAUCUUUUUUUCAAUUGGCUCUUUUAAAGCUUACCUAGCUAUAGAUAGUUAUCCAUUGAUAGCAGUAUGACUGCAUGAGCUUAGAUAUUACCCUUAAGCUCCUUCUUCUGCUCUAGGUAUUUGGCGCAGCGAUUUGUGAGUUGAGAGGAACAAAAAAAUAAUCCAUUGAAAAUGGCCUCCUUCGCAAGAGCUAUACCCCGCCGAUUAGGGCAAACAGCAGCUCAGUUACGAGUUUCCUCUUCGCUGAGUUCUCGGCUACAACGUCAAGCUCCUUGGGUAUGCCAUCGAUGCGCUUAUAAAGCUGUAGCUACAGCUACAGGUACACAGCAAAGGUCUCUCACAACCAUUGAUCGAGCAGAUGCGGCGAAAAGUGCCGACAAAGCCCAGUAUGCUGAUUUGGACACUUUCCCCCGUCGCCACAUCGGCCCCGAUGAAGCUGAUACAGCUGAGAUGCUUAAAGCUUUAUCGCCGCCCCUCGAGAACCUAGAUGAGUUUGUUAGGCAAGUCAUUCCGCCAAACAUCUUGUCCAAGAGAAGACUCGAUAUCCCUCCACAUGAUGGAGCGCAGAGCGAAUCGAGUUUAAUGGCAAAAGUGAAGGAGUAUCAGUCCAAUAUCAUUGUGAAAAAGAGUUUUCUUGGUCAAGGAUACUAUGGAACUCAUACGCCACCCGUUAUCCAACGAAAUGUGCUCGAGAACCCAGCUUGGUACACGAGUUACACUCCUUAUCAGCCGGAAAUCAGUCAAGGCCGCCUAGAGUCUUUACUGAACUUCCAGACGAUGAUUACAGACCUUACAGCGCUACCCAUAGCCAAUGCUAGUCUUCUAGAUGAGGGUACCGCUGCCUCCGAAGCUAUGACUCUCUCGAUGAAUACGUUGUCAUCUUCCAGAGCUAAGAGAGAAGGCAAGACGUUCGUUGUCUCCACUUCUUUACACCCACAGACGAUCUCUGUCCUACGUGGUCGUGCAGAUGGUUUCGGCAUCAAAAUUUUGGAGUUAGACCUCACAAAGACUGAAGCCCGCGCCGAAAUCGAAAAUAUAGGCGAAGAUCUAGUUGGUGUUAUGGUUCAAUACCCCGACACCUAUGGCCACGUCGAUAACUACGAACCCCUCGCUGAGUUGGUACACAAGCAGGGCGCUCUUCUUAGUGUUGCGACGGAUCUCCUAGCUCUAACCAUGCUCAAGCCUCCCGGAGAAUGGGGCGCCGACAUUGCGUUUGGAAGCGCGCAAAGAUUCGGUGUACCGAUGGGAUUCGGGGGCCCCCAUGCUGCGUUUUUUGCUGUCCAGGAGAAGCACAAGAGAAAAAUGCCUGGACGAUUGGUCGGCCUUUCUAAAGAUCGAUUGGGUGGCAAAGCGUACCGAUUGGCCCUGCAAACUCGAGAACAGCAUAUCCGAAGAGAAAAGGCGACUAGUAACGUUUGUACGUCGCAGGCAUUGCUAGCGAACAUGAAUGCCCUAUACGCGAUUUACCACGGCCCCGAAGGUCUCAAAGCGAUUGCUGAACGUGUCGUCCGCGGCGCAAGAGUUGUGCAAGCUAUUGCCGAAGAGCAUAGAUUCGCUACACAGAAGAGUAAAUGGUCUAAUGACGGUGGUGUUAUUUUCGACACAGUUAUCAUUGACGUUGGAUCUAAUGAAAAUCAGAGCCAUUGCGUGAGGGUAGCACACAAGCAUGGGAUGUACGUCCGUCAAAUUGGCGAACAGCAAAUUAGUAUCUCAGCCGACGAGACAACAUCACUUGAUGACCUAGUCAAGGUCUUCCAGGUGUUUGCGACGACCGUUGAUGAUUCUAAGGUAUACCCCUAUGAUGUCGCCGAGGGCUACGUUCAACAGAUACUUCGGAAACAGGCCGAUUCCUUGGACAUUCCCGAAGCUUUCCGACGAACAUCAAGCUACUUGACACAUCCUGUCUUCAAUUCGCACCAUUCCGAAACGGAGUUGUUGCGAUACAUCUACCUUUUGCAGUCUAAGGACCUCUCACUUGUUCAUUCCAUGAUUCCGCUUGGCUCGUGCACCAUGAAGCUUAAUGGAACCACCGAGAUGUCACUCAUUACCCUUCCUGAAUUUUCUCAGAUCCACCCGCAUACCCCACCGAUGAUGGUUCCAGGGUAUAAUAACCUUCUGGAGAUGUUCAGGGAGCAAUUACGUAAUAUCACUGGAAUGGAUGCUGUCUCUCUUCAGCCUAACUCAGGAGCUCAAGGCGAAUUUGCUGGACUGCGAGCGAUUCGAGGAUAUCAUGAGGCGCGCGGGAAUGGCGGAAAGAAACGGGAUAUUUGCUUGAUCCCGGUUUCUGCCCACGGUACUAACCCUGCCUCUGCUUCUAUGGCUGGUAUGCGAGUAGUGCCAAUUAAGUGCGAUACGACUACCGGUAACCUCGAUUUGGCAGAUCUUGAGGCUAAGUGCAAAAAACACCAAGAUGAGCUCGGAGCUAUUAUGGUCACUUAUCCUAGCACCUUCGGUGUAUUUGAGCCCGAGAUCAAGAAGGUUUGCCAGAUUGUUCACGAUCAUGGUGGAUUGGUCUACAUGGAUGGCGCGAACAUGAAUGCCCAGAUUGGUCUUUGCUCUCCAGGAGAGAUUGGCGCUGAUGUGUGCCAUCUUAACCUUCAUAAGACUUUCUGCAUUCCCCAUGGUGGAGGUGGCCCUGGUGUCGGACCCAUUUGCGUUAAGCAACGUCUUCAACCCUUCCUACCUCGUGAUCCCAACCCCGCGGCGAAGGCGACUAGCGGUGGUUACGCAGUGAGCAGCGCGAAUAACGGUAGCGCUAGCAUCAACCUCAUUAGCUGGGCUUACAACACGCUUAUGGGCUCUGAUGGCCUCACUCACGCCACUAAGAUCACACUUCUCAACGCCAACUACAUUCUCUCUCGCUUAAAGCCCCACUACCAGAUCCUGUACGUGAACGAGCACGGGCGAUGUGCGCACGAGUUCAUUCUAGACGCCCGACCCUUCGGUAAAUCCGCCGGUAUCGAGGCUAUCGAUAUCGCCAAGCGUCUACAAGACUAUGGUUUCCACGCCCCAACCAUGAGCUGGCCUGUCGCAAACACUCUGAUGAUUGAACCGACGGAGAGUGAGAGCAAGGAAGAGCUUGACCGCUUCAUUGAUGCGCUAAUUAGCAUCCGUGAAGAAAUCUGUGAGAUUGAAGAGGGUAAGACGCCACGUGAAGGUAAUGUCCUGAAGAUGGCACCGCACACCAUGCAGGACCUGAUCGCAGGUGAUGGUGGCGAAGGAGGCAAGUGGGAGAGAGUCUACUCGCGUGAGAAGGCGGCGUACCCGCUGCCUUGGCUCAGGGAGAAGAAGUUCUGGCCUACCGUCACCAGGAUAGAUGACACUUACGGCGAUCUGAAUCUUUUCUGCACGUGCCCUCCGGUUGAGGACACCACCUAAUGAGACUAAAACCCUUUGCAUUAUUUCCGGCGCAGCGAUGGAUAUAUCCAAUUUUCAACAUUAUGGAAGGUAAAGGCGUACCGGAUACACUAAUUGGUGUUCUUCAACAACUACAUUAUCAUCAUAGAGCAAGAGCUGCAUAGAGUUUCACCAACUCUUCUAGAGAGCAAAGGCGUUAGAGGGUACCAUUCAACAAUAUGGAUGAUGGUUACUGUAUAUGGUGGGACAUAUGA